Molecule: messenger RNA, 1847 nt
Organism: Trematomus bernacchii (emerald rockcod)
Lineage: Eukaryota; Metazoa; Chordata; Actinopteri; Perciformes; Nototheniidae
Gene: asah1b
Product: N-acylsphingosine amidohydrolase (acid ceramidase) 1b
Exons: 14
Coding region: 79-1257 (392 amino acids)
Biological process (GO): fatty acid metabolic process
Cellular component (GO): lysosome
Molecular function (GO): N-acylsphingosine amidohydrolase activity; fatty acid amide hydrolase activity
Source: RefSeq, a predicted model, not a curated record
AGGUCACUGUCACGAGGUAAACAGAAGCAGCUUCCGCAGUGAACUGAACAGGCAACAGUUUGAGUGAAAUCCUCCAAAAUGGGGCACUUUACUUUUCUUAUUUUUGCGGCUUUAUUGUCCGUGUUAUCUGCCCAAUUUAUCCCACCGUAUACAGAAGACUGUCGGGCAGACAUGUAUCCACCAAAGGGUCCCACGUUCAACGGAGCCGUCAGCUGGUACACUGUGGACCUCGACUCCCCGCCCAGCAAGAGAUGGACAGCUCUAAUUACUGACAAGAAAACAGAUCUGGUCAACAUGAUUCAGGCCAUCAGAGACUUGGCUAAUGCUUUUGUUCCGAGUGGGAGGCUGAUAGAGCUGGUGGACGUUACGCUGCCUAUUAUGGCGGACACAUUCCCAAAGCCUUUUGGUGAGGAAAUGAAAGGAAUCGCAGAGGUUUCAGGGGUUCCUCUUGGUGAAGUUGUCUUGUUCAACAUCUUCUAUGAGGUGUUCACUGUGUGCACAUCAGUUGUAGCAGAAGACAAAAAUGGGAACCUCAUCCAUGGCAGAAAUCUGGAUUUUGGAUUAUUUAUGGGCUGGGACAUGAAAAACAAGUCGUGGAUCAUUAGUGAGAAGCUGAAGCCUCUGGUGGUCAACCUCGACUUCAAGAGAAAUAAUCAGACCGUCUUCAAGUCAACAAACUUCGCUGGAUAUGUUGGGAUGCUGACUGGCAUCAAGCCUCACUUGUUCACUCUCACUAUGAACGAGCGCUUCAGUCUGGAUGGAGGAUACAUUGGAAUCCUGGAGUGGAUCUUGGGAAAGAGAGAUGGGAUGUGGAUGAGCUUCCUCACUCGCUCAGUUCUGGAAAAGGCCAACAGCUACGAGGAAGCCAAAAUGCUCCUGGCUCAGACCAAGCUGCUGGCUCCAGCGUACUUCAUCCUGGGAGGAAACCAGACGGGCCAGGGCUGCAUCAUCACCCGCUCCAGGCUGCUCAGCAUCGAUAUCCUGGAGAUUGACGUGAAGCUGGGCCGUUGGUACGUCUUGGAGACAAACUACGAUCACUGGAAGGAGCCUCUGUUCCUGGACGACCGCAGAACUCCUGCCAUGAAGUGCAUGAACCAGACCACGCAGACAAAUAUCACACUGAAUACCAUGUAUGAUGUCCUCUCAACCAAACCAGUACUGAACAAGUUGACGACGUACACAACGCUGAUGCAGGUGUCUGAGGGUUCGCUGGAGUCGUACAUCCGCAACUGUCCAAACCCCUGCAUGCCCUGGUAACACUCGACCCCUGAACCCAGAUCAGUUUGUGGAUAACUCAGAGGGGAGGCUGUGAUGCUCAGCUGAUCUCGGGUCACAAGUUGAGGUUGCUCCUUUUUAACUAUUGCACAGAUCUCAAAUCAAAUAAACCAAAGUUUGUUGUUACGUUUUUCUGAUGAUUUAGGAAUCCUUAAAGCUUUGAUAAAAAGACUUGAUCCUUAAUUUGUUGCCGUUAGGGGAAAUUGAUAGAGCGAAUCAAACUUGUAUAAAUGUUUUCCCUCACAGUUUUUACUGUAAUUAUGUGUUAUUUGCAAUAUGAGUGCAUGUGAAUCUCAACAUGGGCGUAGGGACCCCGGAGAUAAACACGUGUUAAUUAAAUGAAUGCAAACUAUUGUUUUGUUUGAUACCUCGACUGCAGUCCACUCACCAGCUUGUGCCUCCACACCGUGACCCUGAUUUAGUCUUAUUUUGCACAGGUUGCCAGUUAAAAUGCCAAGAACUAACUUACAGGUACUGAGACCACUGAUACUGACUAAUGUACCUCAAAGGUGUCCUUCACUGUGUAUUCUUUUUUUUUUAAAGAUGGUUAAUAAAAUGAUUCUGAAAUUUAA